This is a messenger RNA of Drosophila obscura, 912 nucleotides long. RefSeq names its product probable transcriptional regulatory protein CCA_00169. Gene Ontology annotation, cellular component: mitochondrion. The coding region runs from base 47 to 868 and encodes 273 amino acids. The record is from RefSeq and is a predicted model, not a curated record. The transcript is spliced from 4 exons. NCBI's taxonomy places the organism in Eukaryota, Metazoa, Arthropoda, Insecta, Diptera, Drosophilidae.
UCGGUCAUACUAUUAGUGUAAUGAUUACAUAACAAUAAUACUACUUAUGGUAAAAAAAAAUAUGUUUCAAAUAUGUAAAUUUCCGAUGUCAUUUGGUUGUAGAAGCAAUUUCAAUGUUAAUAAUUUGCGUUACAUGGCAGGCCAUUCUAAAUGGGCCAAUAUAAGGCAUAUAAAAGCAAAGAAAGACGAAUUUAAAUCGGCGCUCUUCGCGAAGACUGCGAGGCAAAUUCGACUGGCCAUUCUUGACGGAAAUUCGGCAGAUCCAGCAUUAAAUCCAAUUUUACAAUCAGAAAUAGAUAAAGCCUUAAGGCAAAACAUGCCUAUGCGUACUAUACAGAAAACUUUAAACCAGUUUAAACAUGUAACACAAAAUAUAAAAAAGCACCGGUUGGAUAUCCGAUAUAAAAGGAACAUAUAUAUCAUAUGCCAUAUUUUCACCGACAAUUUUCCAGCAGUUAAGAUGGAUGCAACGUCAACGGUAAAAAAAUGCGGAGGAGAAUACGUAGAUGUCGGGCACAUGUUUCAGAAUUGUGGCUUGAUACAAAGCCAAUAUGAUACAUCAAAGCUCUUGGAUGGACAGAGCUUAGAAGACAGAGCAGUUGAAGAUGCAAUUGAGCUCGGAGCUGAAGAUAUUCACAUAGUGGACAUAACCACAGGCUCCAUAAAUUUUUUUUGCAAUCCACUAAAUGUAAAUAGUUUAAGUAAGAAAUUAGUCAACAUUGGAUACUCUAUUGAGAAUUGCGAACACCUAUAUGUUUCAAACAAUCUGGUAACACUAUCAAUAAAGGAAAGAGGAGCCUAUGAUAUAUUUAAAGAAAAGUUAAGGAAUAUUCCAGGUUUAGAAGAUAUUUAUGACAAUGUAGAAUAGCACGUUAUAGCCUUUUUACACUGGGAUUUUUCCGUUAAAUGGAA